UUUUUUUUUCAUUUGAAAAAGAAAACAAAUAAUUUCAAUGAUCAAUGAGGAAAGAUUCCUGAACAUAUUUUUCAAUUACUGUGCUCACAUAAUUAAAUCAUUGAAUUUAAUCAAAUUAAGCGAUUGCAUGUUGGCAAUCUAAUCAAUAAAUCUAAAAUCGAUUACCAUUUAAAGUACAUAUGGACAUUCUACUCUAAUUUCGCGUACAACCAACAUCUAAAUAUCUAUAGUGGCACAGGUGGUGUUUGUGUAUAUCGAAUCUUGGUUGUCUUGCUACGAAAAUUGAAUUAUAGAAAGUUUUCUUUGUCGUUAUUUUCGACUUUAUUUUAGUCAAGGACUUUAAUGAUUAUCUCUAUGACAAUAAAGUGAUAUAGUUUAGUGGAUUAAACGUAUCCAGCAAUUAAAAUACAAAUUGAAAGAAAGAAAAUGUCGUACAUUCCACCACUCGUUUGUGAUACACCACCGCCAAUAGAUUUUGAAGACAGCCACGAAGAUGAUUUCGGCGACGGAAUGUUUUCAAAUUAUGACGGAUCUUCGCUGCCUACAACACCGAAGCAAUUAUCAUCAAUAAAUGAUCACGAUGACCUGCCGCUGGAUAUUCCAGAACUGCCAGACGAGCAGCAUUUUCCUGAUAGAGCAGAAAAAGAAUUACAAACAAAAGCGUCACUAGAAUGUACCGAGCUCCCAUCAACAAAUUCGUCAAUUUUACACACGAACCAUAUCUACUGCGAACCACCAGAACUACCAUCCGUUAUUAUUGAAAACGAAGUGGAUUCCAAUGAAGUGCCCAAAAUUGAGCAAGUCGAAAUAGCCACUCAUCAGUCGGACGUAGGUUCGAACCAGCCGGUAAACGAACCAUCGAAACUUACAAAUAGUGUUCAAAGUUUGGAUAAUUCAUCAGCAUCGCAGUCCAAUGACAAUGUGUGUCGCAGUGACAGCCCACCGUCGUUAGUUUUUUCCGCCGAAAGUAUCAACUGUGAUGACAAUCAGUGCGACGAUUUCGACGAAUUUCAUCAACAUACCGACGAUGUCGAAUGUAAUUUUCCGUCAUUGAAAUUGGAUUCGAUUAGUGAUACGAAAAGUCAGUCAUCCGAUUUGGACGAAACCACAAAUAUGCCAGAGUGUGAAAUUGACGAGGUCAGGGACAAUACCGCAACCACGAAUGCUGGUAGCAGUAGGUUAGAAAGUGAGUUCGCUAAAACCAUUGACGCUCAGAGUAGUAAUGUUGAAGAUGUUGAUGUGACUGUGACCAAUGCAGACGAUAGCUUUGAUGAUUUUGUCGAGUAUGAAUCGAGUGUUGCACAACCAGACAAGUCUGAUUUUGUGGAAUGUGAAGUGGUAACUGCUGCGACGUCUAUUGAUGAAUGUGCGCAGAGUAAAGAAGCAAACGAUGAGAAUGUGUUUGCUGCGGAUUUCAGCCAAUUUGAAGUUUACACAGAAAACGCAACUAAUAAACCAGAUGAACCGAUUAGCACUGAACAGCAUAAAUCAUAUGUUUCCACAUUAGAUCAGCUACCUACAGAGAGAGUACCCACGUCAACCGCAGCCACAGACGAUUUCGGUGAUUUUGAAAAUGCAGAUGACGACGACGAUUUUGGAGAAUUUAACGAUUUUAGCGAUUUCACGCAGUCACAAUCACUUCACUCUCCUUUAACGGCAAAUGUGGAGGAAUUGACCGCAAGAAUAAAGCCUUUGUUGGAUAGUUUAUUUCCGACCAGUGAUAAUGAGUCUGAAGAUGGCAGCUACGAUGGCCCGGUCUUAACAAAUGACACCACAAAGAUUAUCAAAGAUUUUGAAAAUUCAAAAGCUCUUGAUCAUCAGUGGACAACGUCAGUGGGAAAAAGCUCUUUGGUGACAGCGUUAGGAAUCGAUUCGAGGAAUAUCCUCUAUGGAGGAAAAUGGAACAGUUCGAUGCCUAGAUUUGCAGCGAAUUUGGGCUUUAGUCCAUUGGAGCCAAUGAAACCAAGCAACGUAUCUGGACCAAGCAGUUCCGUCACGAACGAAAUUCCCGCUGCACAAUUCGAUUGGAACAGUUCUGGCUUAACGAAUCCAUUAGACGCAUCACACGCACACACUUUACUAUUGGACCUAGAACAACUAGUGGUGGUGGCUAAUCUAGAUAAAAUAAAACUUGAUUCCUCUACAUGCUCUUCAACAAAUCCUGCAACUGCAUCAAAACCGACUACUAACAAUAACACAAUGUCAUCGCUUAACAAUCAUUACAUUCAUAAUUGCAACGGUGAUGAUGAUGAUGGUGGUGUUGGGUAUCAAUAUAAUGGUGAUUUCUAUGGAAAUUCAUUGCCGUAUUCAUGCGAAACUAAUAUUAAAACAUUGGAAAAAAAUGUCAAUCAUUUCGGAUUGUUUGAUCAAUUUUUGGAUAUUAGGGUCCAAGAAAUCCUACACAAGACAAACACUGCAGAAAAUCAGUCGUCACGGGCUGCACAUGAUUGGCAUUCAACGAAAGCAGAACCGACACUCAUAGCACCGACAGUCCCCGCAGCUGACAUCAUGCACACAACGUUAAAAAAUGUCAACACAACCAAUUUCAUAGACAGUGUCAUAGACAGUGAGGAAUCAACGCAAGUAACAGCUUCGUAUGUGGUUCCAGGUAGUGGAUCACUCAAAGAAACUCAUAUUUUUACUCCGAGCAAGUCGCCUUACUCGAUUCCUCAAUCGCGAGAAGUGUCAAAUGAUAAACCGGAACCGAAAUGUCCAGAUUUUGAUUAUGAAAAAGCUGCUGCUGGUAUCAUAAUCGAUGAAAAUGUGGUGAAAAAAGAGUACAGAGAUGUUGAAUAUGAUCCUGACAAGCCGACAGCGUCAACAUUAAGCAAUAGUGACGAUUUCUCUGACUUUCAAUCAGUGCCAAUUCCACUAAAUAUUCCUAGUACACACAAACCACAGCAAAAUACUUUGCCGAUGGACUUCGGGAUUUUGCAACCGACAAAGCGAAAUGAUAACAUAACCAUCAACUGGCCGGAUCCCGGAAACGUUGCUACCGCAACAGAUAUGGAUUCAUUUGAUAGUUUCAGAUCGGCUGAACACAUUGGAAGUGGCAGCACAAGCGACUUCGCUGCCACGAAUGAAGGCCCGAAAUCUUCAUCUUCCUCAUUUGGUGACUUCGCGAAGCCGGUUAUUGGGGUAUCGCCAUCGGAAAUAAUGUUUGAAACAAAUUCAACGGCUGUGGAAGACGAUUUUAGUGACUUUCAAAGUGUUGAGCCUAUUCCAUCACAUAACAAUGUAGCAGAUGUGAUAAGUAAAUAUCGAGUACCACCUUUGAGUGAUGUAAUACCGUCCAAUAAAAUAGAACCGUUGUCCAAGAAAACCGACAGCGACUCUAUCAUCACAUCAGAAUUUAAUGCCUCAAAUUGGACCGAUUUCCAAUCUACUAAAGUCAAUGAUGCACCAAUGCAGCCAAGUGUACCUUCAACAAAUAUCCUUCAACCAGCACCACUAAAGCCGGUACAAAUUUUAACUCCACAACCUGUAAAUCCUCAACCGAAUCUUCAGCCGAGCUCCAUAUGGCCUGAAUCGGAAAUAGAUCCCGAUGAAAUAGCCCGACUGGAAGCGAUUUUUCCACAGGCACAAAAGCAAUCGCUUCAACCCGAAACGAAGCCACAAAAUCCAAAUACCUCAAAAUCGCAGGAAGACGAUGAGUGGUCUGAUUUUGUAUCGGUUCCGACGCCAGCAGCUGCUCCACAACCGCUACCCAUCACGAAUAUAAUCAGUAGGAACAUUGCCAAACAUCAACAAGACGAUGACGAAUGGUCCGACUUUGUAUCGAGCACGAGUCAACCGUCGUCGAUGCAACAAUGGAAUGUGAGCAGCGGUCCAAAUUUCACAUCUUGGAAUGCGCCACCACAAUUCGAUUCGUGGCAAAGUUCGACGCUGUUCCAGCAACCGCAACAAUUUGCAUCGACCUUACCGCCUUCGGGCAAUCCAUCACUGAUCUCCAAUCAGCCGAACAAGGCGAAUCCGAACAGUUUCUUUACGCAAAAAGCACCGAGCAUUUCGUUGAUACCGGACUUAAGUUUUGUUGCACCGAAGACAUUGGUCAAUCGAUCGCGAACGAAUUAUCAAAGUAAAUGAUUGUUAAAGUAUGAUCAGACUGAAAGCACUGACAACAAUGUGGUUAUGUGAUUAAGUCUGCAUUUUACAAUUGAAUUAACUUUUAAAAAAAAUGUUGGACUCUCGUGUCCUGUUCAUGCCAAAAUGUAAUUUCCAAAUCUCUGCUUAAUGGAAGACUUUUUUCCCUUGUCAAUUAUUACAGUGGCGUCAAAAUAUUUUCGCCACAGACCACAGCUUUUGACUGAUGUAAUUGUACCGAUGUUAUUAUGAAAUUGACCUUUUCGAAUAAGAUAAGAUGCCGAAAUUCCACUUAGAAAACCAUGCAAUGUUACGCAUAACGAUAAUAGAAACACUUUCGAUAGAGACGCAUUUUUAGCGAAAAGAUAGAAAAAAAAUCGUUGAACGAAAAUAGCAAGUCAUUUUCAGCGCUUUUCGGUAUGAUCAUACAAUAUAGCAAUUUACGCAAAUGAUAAAAGAUGACCAAAUAUAUCAUAAGAAUAUUGUUCAGUUUAACACGCGGAUAAUAAUUGAUUUUAGCACACAAACACACCACCAGACACACAAAAAGUGAGCGUAUUGGUUGUAAGUUGUACUAAUUUGUUGUUUUAGUUUUGUAUUAUAGUCAAGAAAAUAAUGUUAAGAGCUAGGCUCAGUGUGCUUAAUUAGCCGCAAAA
Bradysia coprophila is the source of this 4739-nucleotide messenger RNA. It is a transcript of the gene Afti, whose product is annotated as aftiphilin. Lineage: Eukaryota; Metazoa; Arthropoda; Insecta; Diptera; Sciaridae. The record is from RefSeq and is a predicted model, not a curated record. Gene Ontology annotation, cellular component: trans-Golgi network membrane; AP-1 adaptor complex. Gene Ontology annotation, molecular function: clathrin binding. Gene Ontology annotation, biological process: intracellular transport.